Molecule: messenger RNA, 1467 nt
Organism: Cylas formicarius (sweet potato weevil)
Lineage: Eukaryota; Metazoa; Arthropoda; Insecta; Coleoptera; Brentidae
Product: CD63 antigen
Exons: 5
Coding region: 308-1183 (291 amino acids)
Cellular component (GO): membrane
Source: RefSeq, a predicted model, not a curated record
CAAAAAUAAUUUGGAACGUUUCAUUUUUUUUAGUAUAUGUUAAAGUUUUAUUAUCUUAAUCUAGGCUAAGGAAAUAAUAAAUAAGAAUAGUUACAAGUUAACCUUAACCACUUCAACAAACUUACAUUUCGCAUAAGCAUAUCACGUUGACUUGAUAAGAAUCAACGAUAAGGAAGGGAUUAAUUGUCUUGGCCAUACGUUUGCCCAUUUCAAGUGUUACUGUAGUCACGAGACCUAUUCCUUUGAAUGUAGAAAACCUCUAAUUGGAAUUGGUUCUUAUUUGGCUGCUUGCAACAGUAUCUUCAAGAUGCAGCUGUCAUGGAGUGCAAAAACCAUCAAGUACUUGAUGUUCCUUUUCAAUUUAUUUUUUGUGAUAACAGGAAUUAUAUUUAUUGGAGUAGGCGUGACAGUUAAAACAGUAUACACAGACUAUUCAUAUUUUUUGGAUGGCAAGUAUUUUUCCCUGCCUAAUAUGCUGAUUGCAACUGGGGUAUUGAUAUUCUUUGUCUCUUUCUUUGGAUGCUGUGGAGCAAUAAAGGAAAACUGGAUACUUCUGGCGGUGUUUUCCAUACUAUUGAUUAUCAUAUUCAUCUUUGAGUUUUCUGCUGGUAUUGCUGGUUAUGUUCUCAGAGAUAAGACUGUCGCCUACUUAAACUCAACACUAUAUGAAAACCUUAAUACUUACCAGGAUCAUUCACACGGAGUUUGGGACCUAAUUCAAAGUAAUUUCGAAUGUUGUGGAGUGAACGGACCCAAUGAUUGGUUGCCCGUGUUUCAAAAUGGUAGCCUCCCUGUAUCUUGUUGUGGAUCAGUUAGUGGCACAGUAGGAGCCUUUUAUUGCUAUUCAGAUGUCGAAACCACAACUGUAACAGUACCAAUAAGCACUGCCAGUUCAACAGAAAAUACUUCUACCACUAAUAUUACUGAUAGUAAUAUUACUGUUAGUAUAACAGAGAGUUCUACUUCACGUAAACGUCGAGCAGUUUAUUCCAGUCUUAUUCUUAACAAUUCAUCAUCUGUGCCGUGGCAGACAGGCUGCAAAGUAGCUUUCGGGAAUUACAUCAAAUCCCACGCUUUGCAAAUUGGAGGUUGGGCUAUGGGAAUAGCUGUCGUGCAGUUUAUUGGGAUUGUGUUCUCUUGCCACCUUGUCCGGCAACUCAAGAAUGGGUACAGCAGUACAUAAGUACAUCAGGUUGGGUUUCUUUAAUUGUUAAUAGACCUUAAAGGUACUUAAUUUUAUGGAUAAUUGUUGAUUUUUGUGCGUUAUAUGUAAGAAUAAUGUUUUUAGUUCUGUUUUACAUUAAAAAAACUCUUUCUGUAGGCUUGCUUAUGUUAUAUCAAUUAUAGAAAAUGUGAUAAAAUGAAAUAUAUUUUUGUGGAAAUGUACCUUUAGACAAGAAUAUAAAAAAGUUUAACAUUUUUUGAUAUUGUAUAUAAAUAAAUUGUUGAUUUUUGUUCUAAAACCUG